Ambispora gerdemannii is the source of this 166-nucleotide messenger RNA. Lineage: Eukaryota; Fungi; Glomeromycota; Glomeromycetes; Archaeosporales; Ambisporaceae. The record is from the annotation of a GenBank genome assembly.
UAAUAAACGACAAAAGUAAUAAUAACGACAUACCAGAAAAAGAGAACAUUCAACCCUCAACAAAUUCAAUUGAAGACAUCCAAACCUCAGCAAACUCGACCAGGAUGGAUCUAACGAUGUACGCCGACCUAAUAAGACACCUUAAAAACAAAAGUUACCCCGAAGG